This is a messenger RNA of Labeo rohita (rohu), 1020 nucleotides long. RefSeq names its product butyrophilin-like protein 3. The record is from RefSeq and is a predicted model, not a curated record. The transcript has 5 exons. Lineage: Eukaryota; Metazoa; Chordata; Actinopteri; Cypriniformes; Cyprinidae. Bases 151 to 957 code for a protein of 268 amino acids.
CAAUCGCUUAAGAUGUUCAGUGAAAUGAGAAAGUAAAUCUAAACCAGGAAUGAUCUCUGUAUGAUCUUACAAUUAUUCACACUCAGUCAAGAGUUUAAGGUCACGGAAGAAUUGAGAAACACACUUUAACAGCAUCCAUGUCCUUCAAAGAUGAAGUUUAUUUGUUUGACCUACCUUAUUAUUAGUGGAAUUACUGAUUCAACAUCAGAACAGUAUGAUGUGGUGGGACCAGCAGCCCCUGUAUUUGCUGUAGCUGGUGAAGAUGUGAUUCUGCCCUGUUCAGUCAAACCCAACAUCAGUGUUGUGGACAUGAGAGUGGAGUGGUUUAGACCAGAUCUGAAAGACUCACUAGUGCAUCUCUAUGAGAAUCAUGAAGACAGAAAUACAGAUCAGAUUCAGUCCUAUAGAGAGAGAACAAAACUGAAUCAUCAAGAACUACAGAGAGGAAACGCAUCACUCAAACUCUCAUCAGUCCAAGUCUCUGAUGAAGGACGUUACAGAUGUUUUAUUCAGUCCAAAUCCUGGUAUGAUGACACAACUGUUGUUGUCAAAGUUGGAGCUGUAGGACGUCCUCCAGUGAUCACUGUAGAUGGGUUUGAUCAUUCAGGAGGGCUUCAUCUACAGUGUGAAUCUGAAGGUUGGUAUCCUGAACCUGAUCUUGAGUGGCUGAACAGUGAAGGAGUCAGUUUGAGUUCAGAAAAAACAGAGAUGCAAAGAAACACAGAUGGUUUCAGUGUGAAACACACCAUCACUGUACAUCACAGAGAAGACAAGAUUCACUGCAGAGUCAAACUGAGACAUCACGUGCUGGAGACACUGAUUGUGACCUCAAGUAAAAGUUUUAAUCCUUGGAGGACAUCAAUCAUCUUGAGCUCAAUUACCUUUGUGCUCAUUCUGAUAGCUGGAAUACUGAUAUAUGUGUUUGAUCAUAAAUACAGAGGUACAUUUUUUUCUUGAAAGUCAUUAACUUAUUUUACUAUAAGUUAUUAUUUCACUAUUAUUUCACACAAAAAUACUGUG